CCAGUUUCUUCCGUUACGACUGGUGUUUUGAGCAGUGAUCCAACCCCAGGUUUAGUGCCAUAGAAGAACCUCACACCAAUGAUGUCAUCAGGGUAUGCCAGGAUCUGGAUUGACUUAUAGUCAAGGAAGCGCCCUCCCUAGCGCCAGAUUAAAGAGAAGACAGAUUCUUACAGGAUUGCUAAAAUUGGCCAGAAUUCCAAGAGAACAAAUCUCGUCGUUUAGUUUUAGCCUUGCAGAAUCCUGAUUGAUUUCAAGGAAAAAGUCUUCGAGGGGUUCGAAAGACAUGAGGCCUGAAAAUAACAAUCUUAAUAGGCUUGGCCGGGGUGCAAGUGGGGGUUGAAUAAGUUACAUCAUCUACCUGCAUUUGACAGAAAUUUGGUCUUCUACCUAAGUGUUAGGGCCACAUUAGACCACACGUUUUAACUACGUGAAUACGAUUGUGACAAACAAACAUUGUCCCGUCUGUGGUAUGCCCCGUUCUCUUCGUCACCUAUGAUGACUAAUAUCCAGAUACGCCACGUCUUGACGUCCGCGGCAGAAAGCUAGCGAACCUUUGAUUCGGUGUCUACGUGAGUAUAGGUCCGCCAUUUUCGUUGCAUUGUCCGCUAUCUGCUUGCAAUAACGAUGACCCAUAUUCCGCCCGCCCGAUAACAGCAAAACCACCCAAAAUCGAAUGCACUUUUUUCGAUAAGACCGUUAACCGUUCCGUUUCAUGGCUAGAUUUUGACGUAUCUUAUCAUGGAUCACAAAGUGCAAUUAAAUUGCAACAAAUUUGUGUCUAGCCGUCUAGCCGUCGAUUGAUACAAAGGCAGGCGCGGCAACAACAGUCUGCUAACAUCGUUCGGCAUGGUAGGCACAAGUGUACCGGAACUGAAGAUCUGGCCUUAAAGUGAUACGUUACAAUUGCACUAUGAUUGGUCAACCGGAAUCGAUUCCACUGCAAGCCACUGGUCCAGCUCGAAGAAUAGUUGAAGAGGAAGAAACCGGCCGAGGAGAGGAUAGUGGCAGGACCGAAGAACGUACACCGUCGAUCGAUGUGCACAACAUUGCUGGACUGAUCACGAUCCUGACGGUCAACAUUCAUCAACUCGAGUCCUUGCUGCAGGUGGGCACGGAUUUGGGAUUCAAGUUCUGGCUCAACAUUUUCCUCGUGUCCAUUUCGAUUGUGUGUGUGUACCCGUUGCUCGUGCUGCGCAUGCUACAGGGUGAAGGAUACGCCCCUUCGCCCCGACGUUACUGGGCUAGCUUUGUGUUGAUGGUGAUCAUUUUCACGAUCAACUUAACGCUGCAGAUAUUCAACGAUUUGGAUGCGCAGUGCACGGUGCUCCUGAAUCAAGCCUUGCCACCGAUCCCGCAAACUUCAGGGAAUUGUUCCGUGUAAUUGUGCACGUAAUAAUGGAGCAUG
This is a messenger RNA of Anopheles stephensi (Asian malaria mosquito), 1405 nucleotides long. RefSeq lists its product as uncharacterized. Bases 911 to 1381 code for a protein of 156 amino acids. The record is from RefSeq and is a predicted model, not a curated record. NCBI's taxonomy places the organism in Eukaryota, Metazoa, Arthropoda, Insecta, Diptera, Culicidae. The transcript has 2 exons.